Molecule: messenger RNA, 1200 nt
Organism: Lingula anatina
Lineage: Eukaryota; Metazoa; Brachiopoda; Lingulata; Lingulida; Lingulidae
Product: haloacid dehalogenase-like hydrolase domain-containing 5
Biological process (GO): glycerophospholipid biosynthetic process
Cellular component (GO): mitochondrion
Source: RefSeq, a predicted model, not a curated record
CACAGUCUUGGUUUCACCAAUAUUUGUACAAUGGAGGAUAUAAAGGAACAUUUCCCACUCCUGGAUAUGGUGGACCAUGCCAAUAGGGUCAAAGUGGCCACAAAUGGUUACAAAGAAAAAGAGUUCCCCAGAGUUGAAGCCAUUGUCACAUUUGGAGAGCCUAACAGAUGGGAGACUAACCUCCAGCUCCUAAUUGACCUCUUACUGACCAAUGGCUACCCAAAGAUUGCCCCAGAGGGGUUCCCUGACCACCACCUGCCUAUCUUAGCAUGUAACAUGGACUUGGUGUUCAUGGCAGAGGCAUGUAUGCCCAGGUUUGGCAAUGGUUCUUUCCUUAUCUGCCUGGAAAGCUUAUACAAGAAGAUCACAGGUCGAGAUCUCAAGUACAGCGCUCUGGUGGGGAAACCCAGUGAGAUCACAUUCCGUUACGCAGAGCACUGUCUCACCAACCAGGCACGCAGAAUGGGAAUUACAAAACCAAUUAAAAAGCUUUAUUUCUUUGGUGACAACCCAGAGGUUGACAUAGUUGGCGCUAAUCUCUAUGACAGGUACAUAAAAAGUCUCAGAGACAACGGAAACUCCGAGACAUGCACAACCAUACCUAUCAACUCCCGCAAGAUCCCAGAGGAGGCGGAAUUCCAUGACCAAUCAGUUGAGAGCAUUGACGCCAUCUUGGUUGAGACAGGGGUAUACAACCCCGCCACUACGAACCUUGAGGAAAACAGCAUUUACCAUCAUGGACACCGGGACUUUGAGAAAGAUACAAAACUUAAGAUGCCAUCUAAAUUUGCCAGAGACGUUUAUGAUGGCGUUGUUUAUGCCUUACAAAAGGAAGGAUUUAAAUGCCAAGUGACUGGUUAAAAUCAUUUACAAAGUAUUUGUAAAAUGACUCCAUGUGCUUGUGAUGCAUGUAAUAUGCCACCUUUGGCCUUGCUGCCAAAAUAUUGAGAUUGGGUAUUUUAUUAUUUAUUCCAGAAAAGUGCACUUACUAUAAAACUACUAAAACUGGCCAUGGGCAAAGUGUAUAAAUAACUGAAUACAAGUCAGUAAGUCCUGUUAGUUCUGUGAGAGUACUUAGAAAUUGCAUUGUGAGACAAUGAUGUAUCACGUGUGGAACAUGUAAGGUAUUUAGAUUUUGUGUACGUUACAUUUAUCCCAUGGUACCUUGACUGGAGAUGUAUGUAAAAGAUAGAAACCUAG